This is a messenger RNA of Medicago truncatula (barrel medic), 2070 nucleotides long. RefSeq lists its product as uncharacterized. The record is from RefSeq and is a predicted model, not a curated record. The coding region runs from base 876 to 1745 and encodes 289 amino acids. Lineage: Eukaryota; Viridiplantae; Streptophyta; Magnoliopsida; Fabales; Fabaceae. The transcript has 3 exons.
GAAAUUUGGGAUUCGGGGACUCUUCCCCAACAAGCUAACAAAAUAUCCCAUUUAAUAAUAUUUGCUCUCUGUGGACUUCCUCUCAUUGCACCUUUUCAAAAACUAUCACCGUAAUAUCAGUCCCCUCUGUCUAUUCUACAAAACCCCUCCAAAAAAUACGUGAUCGGAAGACUUAUUCCGGCGACCACCGUGCCGGAAAAGAAAGCAAAGAUCAGCAUAUGCAGAGAAAAAUAAUCAACAUACAAUGGGUGCAUAUCUAACGAAAGAACCACAUAUCAGCGUGAAUCUUUUCAUAGAUGAAGAGAAAAAUAAAGUUUUGUUUGUGCAAGCACAAAAAGACUUCAUGGAUGUGUUACUAAGCUUCUUAACUUUUCCUAUGGGCACGAUUGCUAGGCUUGUGAGUAAGAACUCAAACAUCCAAAAAGUUAGAGUUGGAAGCAUAAGCUCUUUGUAUGAUAGCGUUGUCAACCUUGAGGAAAAGCAAUUCUGGACACCUGUUUGUAAAGAAAUGCUGCUUCGACCAAGGAAUACGAUGGAAGAAUAUUGCGAACAUAUAAAGCUUAACAUCGAUGACACAGAGAAAAUGAAGUACUUUGUAUGCGAGGAUUGGAACUGUAGUCGUAAAUCAGGGGCAUUGUUGAGUACUUUCAGGAAUCAAAAAUGCAGGUGUGGGAAACCAAUGAAUCGAGAGAUAUUUCAUGAAAGUUCAUCUACCGAUCGAAAUGUUGAUUUUGAUGGGUUUGUUCCAGAGACUGCAUCUUUCAUUAUUUCAGAUGAUUUGAGUGUAAAGCCUGAUACUUGUCAUGGGACUAUUUUCAAACCUCUAAAUCUUCCAGAAAGCCGUGAUUUGGAUGCUAUCAAGCAAGUCACUAUAAAUGUCACUCAAAGAGAUACUGGACUUGCUCAAGUGCUCCUUAUUUUCAAUGACACCUUUAACAGAUGUAUUCUUGAGAAAGAAUUUGGCAACUGAGAAUAGGAUUACACAAUCCGUCACUUCAUUUGAUUCUGGUACUAGUGACCUUAAAUCUAAGUCAAGAGAGAGAAAAAUAACAGUAAAGCUACUGGUAAGAAAAUCAAGCAACACAGUAUUGUUUGCUUUAGGUGGAGAGGAUUUUGCAGAUUUCAUAAUUAGUUUGUUGACAUUCCCCUUAGGUGGUGUGGAAAACAUGUUAAAUGGUAACUCUUACAUGGGAAGCAUUGAUAAUCUAUACCAGAGCAUCUCUGUUUUGGAUCGUAGUAAAUAUUUAAGAUCUUCUUAUGUGAUGGAUAUGCUACUUAAAACCCCGCUUGCACACCAUUUUAAAAUUAGCAACCAGAUGUUACCCAUCGAUGAAGUUUCUGCUGUCGGUUACGCUUGUGACAGUAAGAAAAACUAUGGUGAAGUAGUUAGCGGGUCUUUAGUUUCUUCAAAUGGGGGUUCUUAUUCGACAAAUCUACGCUCAUGUAUUCAUUUGGAAUAUUUGGAGCCACAGUCAUCAAUCGGUGAAGCAUAUAACAAUUAUGGUGGAAGAGGAUUCACCAAGAAGCCAUCGCUCUACAUGGUAACUGAUGACUUGGUGGUCACACCAGGUUCGUCCACUUCUGCUAUUACCGUUCUGACUAAGUUGAGAAUUCCUCUCUCUGAUGUGAUGGAAUGUUCAAUCAACAUUGGCCAAAAUGAGUGUCUCAGCAUUUUGAAAGCUUCUUUAAUCUCAUCAUCUGCUCUGACUAAUGGUUUGAGUCAAUUCCUUACAAAAUUUACAUGAACACUGCAAACGAAUAGAGAAUGGAAUCUGAUCCUGCACAACCAAACUUCUACCCUCGUUGCAGUUAUGAUUAAAGAUCCUAAAUCGUGGUGCCUACCGUAGUGGCCUAUAUCCUAAUUACUAUGUCUUAUAUGAAAUGUUCAGUAACGUUUAUUAGUACUUGAAGUGUAAGGAUUGAUUGGGCUGGGCUGCAUUGCCUUAUGCUAUUGAUGUAUUUAAUCAUGUUUUGUAAUUCCUGGUUUCCUAUCAAGUUUUCUGCUUAUGUAGUAUUUGAAUUAGUACUAAUGUACUAUUUACAAUAUGUGAGAUGAGAAAUUUGCCAUCA